GAAGUGUGACAAGGGUAAAAAUGCUGAGUGACCAGCAACAGCACAGAAUGUUUCAUCUUCCGAGUUGGCUCCAUGACGAGAGCGAGCUCUAGAAGUUUCUCUGCAUAUCAUUGACAGCAGCUGUUCCCGCCAAUUGACAGGAAGAGUAGAAAACGAAGUGGUAUACGUAUAAUGAGUCUGAGUGACAACUUCAUUGGUUGGGGCAUGAUUUACGUAACUAGGUAGGCGCUACGGGGGAACAAGUAGAAUCUGUCUAUCGAGGACGACUAGGAGUCGUGAUCAUGCUUGUGACACCAGGGUGCAGCUGCUGACGCCGUUCUUUCCUCCACGACACAUUGCUUGAACAGCUCGGAGACGAAUCACGUAUGUGAAGCGGGAUAAGUACACGUGUGGCCGACACCGACUCCCCGAAGGAAGUGCUGACGUCCGGAGUACUACUCCCUCGUCAAGAACAUCAGCGACAAUGAAGCCUGCCAACAACUGUUGCGGUUUUUUCACGCUGCUGUUCGGCGUGGAAAUUAUUUGUCUUUUACACCUGGUCGCCGCUAUAACGGUGGUAUGCCUCAUCAGCAGCACCGAGGUGAUUAGCAUCGGAGGAGUGAAAAUACCGCCCAUUACACAGGUCUGCGAUAUGAAGAUGAUCAUGUUGAUCAUGACGAAUAUGAUGAUGUUGCUGCAUACACUGACCGACGAGUAGCAGUAAGCUCUGUGUCUGUAAAUCUUCGUGAGAAAGAAAAAGUAGAAAUGGCACGAAACAAGGAAAUUGAAGACACGAAGCAAUUGAGUUGACUCGCAACUCCUUUAGAAGUACAUCGAACAUUGCACCAUCGCAGGUUCUCUACGGCGCAUGGUGUCUGAUCGCACUACCAAUCAUCAUCGCCGCGGGUAUCGGUGCGGUCUAUCGAGUGGAAUCCCAGCUACUAUCGCAACAAAAAAGUGUUACAGUUACACAUUGUGUUGCAGGAGCCGCAAGAGAGACAACCUUUGUCAUGCAGGAAAUACUUGCGAGCUCCGUUUCCUACGUAUUUUGUCCUUUAUGAUCCUUGCAUAACAAGUCUUCUCUGCCACACAGAGAAAAUCUGUGAUGCAGAAACUCCAACGCAUGUGUAACUGUAACACUUUUCUCUUGUGAUAGCUACGCCUCUAUCUCUACUACCUCAUUGCGCAGACGGCGUUCACCGCUUUCUACUUUGUCAUGAUGCUCUUCACCGGGGAUGUGUGCUCGGCCGCGGUCUCUGUGGUAUAGGAAAUGAUUGCUAGUUGAUGUUGUAGGUGGAGAUGAUCGUAGUCUAGUGUAGAGCAAGUUCUUGGUGAGCUCCUCCUGCUGUUGCCACCAGGAUGAGCUCGUUUCUUGAUGAUGUAGUUCAGGGCUAGCACAAGAACUAUCGCCAACAUGAUGUUUUUCGAGCAGUAGUAGUCUAACAGUUACGCACAUCAAGAAAAGUUGUUGUGUCAACGUAACACCACCAGGACCUGCAGCGCAUGGGUAGCAGCAUGGUGUGCGGAUUCACGGAUGCGUUCGCGGUAUUCUGGAUGCUGAUCAACCUGGGCAUUUUUCUCUACAUCAUAUUCAUCAUCUGGAGCGCCGCGGAUAUCGGACGAAAAAUGUUGUGCUUCACUCUGUACGAAAUUUGCAAAUGCAAGCUUUGGCAUCACAUCAAUUUUGUCUUUGUACUACGUGACAAAGAAAGUUUGCCAUGCGAGGUCCACGACCCCGCUAAGGAUAAAAAUCUGCAUGCGCAUGCCUCAGACUUCUGCCCUGGCUUCUCAAACGUGUAGCAAGACACACUUCUUUAUCUGCGUUGGGUCCCCUGUCGCGUCGCAAAUUUACAGUGUAGCAGUUUUUUCUUUCGAUAGCGGAGCACGUCAGCAUGUCCUUCUUCCCAGACUUUAUCCUAGAGAAAAAUGCUAGCAUAUCACAUUUACUGUUGUCAUGCAAAAAAACACACAAGGUGUUUACGAUGAAUAAGCAAAAUUCAUCAUCAAAUUGAUUUGCUCUCCUAGUACUCCUAGGCCGGUCCAUUAAUAGUUCUUCUGAUUGAAGUAGAACUGUUUGGGAUGAUCAGUUCGAUGUGGGAUAUGCUACUUUUUUUCUCCGGGAUAGACUUGGUCGCCUACAAGCAGCGGCUUCACUCCCAAGUGGGACAGCCCAUUGCCCAGCCCAUCACCGUGAAACCGCCCGCGCACCUGCAGGCGGACGUGCAACGCAGUCGCGACCAAGCGGCCUUACUCGCGCAGGCCGUCUCCACGGACGCCGCCCGGGUUUCGCAACAUAUGGAAAGUCUGAACCGGUAGUGGAUGCAGUAACGCGCAGCCGCAGGGACGAAAAUAACCAGGUCUACAACUUCAGACAGUAAAUGGGACGAGAUCCCGAUUCCGAGGGCCCCGAACGGGCGCAAGCGCAAGGAGGUAGGACGAGUUCGUGGUGAUUAUGAACAUGACGUUCAUCCUACGUUCUUGCACCAGCAGAGGUGAAUUACGAUAGGGAGGGGAAAAGCAGAAAAAGAGAACAGCUGUGGUCGUGGAAGCGAAGCAUGACUUCAAAGAAAGAGAGACAAUUCAAGGGGCCACGAAAGGAGCAUCUUCAACAUGGAUUUUUUUCGCAUGCACCAUCACGUCUGGGUUUGAGUUGUACGAUGCGUGGUCUACGUACUUUUUUUCCACUGACAAGGCUGCGACUCGUGCUGCCCUUUCGCUUCGCAGGCCAUGUGAAUGCUAGGCAAUGGAUGCACAACUCCAUGAGCAUCGCGAGCAGCGUAAUGAGCUUCAGUUUGACCUUCACAGGAACAGGGAUGCGAACUACAUGUGG
Molecule: messenger RNA, 2809 nt
Organism: Amoebophrya sp. A120
Lineage: Eukaryota; Dinophyceae; Syndiniales; Amoebophryaceae
Source: the annotation of a GenBank genome assembly